AUGGUAGAUGAUGGACAGCUUAGAAGAAGAGGAGAGAUUGUGAACGCAGGACAUAAGAGGAGGCAAAUACCAGAAAGUGAUCGUGCGGAGGAGACGGCAGCUUCCAGGGAUGCUGAUGAUCGACGGCUCAGACAAGGAGGAGAGGUUGUGAGUGCUUGCUCACGACGCAUGAGGCAACAGAUAUGGGACUGUUUGCGAGAUGACAAUAUUUCAGUGUUCUCAGUUUGGGGAUGGCAGGGUGUGGGGAAGUCACGGAUCGUGAGACAGGUGGUUGCAGCGGUGAUGGAUGAAUCCAGAGAAUCUAGCCGUCUGUUUGAUGUGAUCAUACGAGUAAGAGCACCGGGGGUCGAGAGUCUUGCUGAGAAUAUGCAGGCAAGACUCAAAGGAGAAUAUGACCGUUUGCAAAAAGAGGGCAUUGCGGAAUCGUCUGUGAAGAGAAGCAUUUUAAAGGCGAUGGAUAAAAAGGGGAGAAGGAAUCGUUUAAUGGAGGUACAGAUGGGAAUGAAGGAGGCAUUGGAUAUCACAAAGUCCAUCAACUUCUACGCUGCUGCUAAACAAAUCUCGGCUAAGCUAAGCGGCCAGAGGUUCCUCCUCGUCUUAGAAGAUGUUUGGGAAAGCAUCAACUUGGAAGAGAUGGGAGUUCCAGUCAUGGCCCCUGCUUUCACCAUCGACAGCAAAGUGGUGAUCACAACUCAAUCCCAAGAAGUCUGUAACGAAAUGAAAGCCCAAGUAAACAUCAGGGUGGGGGAGUGGUCUGAAGAAGACGCCUGGGAUUUUUUACAGGAAGAGGCAGCGGAUGUUUCUGCCAGCAUUGGUUUCUCAAUAACCAGAGACAUGGUCUUCAAAUGCUUCUCUUACAUCUCCUUGCUCUGUCGAAACCGAUGCUCCAUCGAUGCAGAUUCCUUGAUAGAAGAGUAUUGGAGGUCGGUGGGCUUUUUAGAUGGAUUCUUCAAUGAGGAAGAGAAUAAAGAAGCGGCUUUCAAGAGAAUGGGGAAUGUACUGCUCAAAGAGCUUGCGGAGAGGUGCAUGGUGCUAUUGUCCCUGGUGCCAUCAAACCCAAAUUACCUAAGCUCCUUUCUAGAUAGGUGGGAAAUUUAUUUUUGGAGAGACUUAUCAAAAGUUCAAUCUAUGGAAGGGGAAUUUAUGGAUUGGCUACAAAAGCAAUUGACAAUGGAGGUAUCUUCGGGAGGACAAUAUCAUGUGGAUAUGAAUUCUCAGGUGAUGGAAGUGAUUGGUUCUCAGACUUUCCUAAUGAAGUACAGCUUAGAUAGGGAAGAAUCAUGCCAAUGGAUCUCAUUAUCCAAUAAUCAGGUAGAAACACUCCCAUUCCGCUCUCCAAAUUGCCCUCUUCUCUCAACAUUGUUGCUAAAAAACAAUGAUCAUUUGCAAGAAAUCGCAGAUGGUUUUUUCCAGAACAUGACCAAACUCCAAGUCCUCGACAUUUCUUUCACAAGCAUCGCUUCCCUGCCCUCAUCCAUGUCCUCCCUGUGUGAAUUACGGUUGUUGAAGCUUCGAAGUUGCUGCAAGCUAGAGACUCUUCCUGCAUUCCUAAGGGAUAUGCAGAAGCUUGAGAUCCUUAAUCUCCAUCAAACUCCCUUGACGAAGAUGGUGGAGGUAUCCUUCCACAACAUGCAAAGCCUCUGACAUCUCAACAUCUCAGUUGCCUGCAACCUCAGUCGGCUCUCGCUCAAGGGUUGUGUCUCUCUAGUGAGACUGGUUAGCCUAGUUAAACUUUCAAAACUUGAGGCACUUGAUCUUUCAGGCACGAAAAUGGAAGAGCUCCCACACAAAAU
Molecule: messenger RNA, 1793 nt
Organism: Magnolia sinica
Lineage: Eukaryota; Viridiplantae; Streptophyta; Magnoliopsida; Magnoliales; Magnoliaceae
Product: probable disease resistance protein At1g61300
Exons: 2
Coding region: 1-1644 (547 amino acids)
Molecular function (GO): protein binding; ADP binding
Source: RefSeq, a predicted model, not a curated record